Messenger RNA from Beauveria bassiana ARSEF 2860, 1284 nucleotides. RefSeq lists its product as uncharacterized. The transcript has 2 exons. The record is from RefSeq and is a predicted model, not a curated record. Lineage: Eukaryota; Fungi; Ascomycota; Sordariomycetes; Hypocreales; Cordycipitaceae. The coding region runs from base 1 to 1284 and encodes 427 amino acids.
AUGCUCGCAGCACAUCGAGAUCAAGAAAACCUGGUGCAUGCGCACCAGGUGCCAGCAAAACAACAACCCAAGACGCCAGGGCCGAGGUAUCCGAAAACUCCUUUAGGCCGAUUUGCCAGAAACGAUGAGAACGCGCCAGCUCCUCUAACGGGCAAAAAUGCACUCGGCGGGACUGUCAAGAAUUCGGCGAAUGGCAGGCUCACGACGAAGCCGGCUGGACAGAAGCACGCUUUAGCCACUCCAUUAGGGAAUCAGUCCAGAGCUCCUCUUGGCAAUAAGACCACGAAUGCGAAAGCACGGCCGAGCCAGUCCGUGGCCGCCAAAGAAAAAGGCCAGGCUUCUCAGAUCAAGCCUGGCAGUCAACGUCCUCAAUUACGCCAAGCGGAGACAUUUGCUCCCAAGUUCGAAGUUCAGCCCGAUAAGAGAGAUGUAAACGCAGAUGAGGAGCCGGAAUAUGCCCCUCCCGCCCCGACUCCCUUGCCCUACCAAUCAGACGUGCUUCCCGAAGGAGGUCUGACAUUUCGAGGCCUUAAAAAGGAGUAUCUUCUAAAGGGCUAUUACGAGAACUUUUACAACCCCAUUGAUGAUGAUGGCAUUUCACGUCUUGACAAAGCGUUUGAUGAUGAGAUGAAAUCAGCGCUGGACAAGGCUGUUGAACAGAAUGAUCGUGAAUUCGAGGCUCUCGAUUGGGGCGUACCUGAUGCGCAGGAAUUCAAAUCUACAGUUCCCGCAAACACGGCGCCCAGAAACCCUGGCUGCAGAGCUGAAUCCCGAGGAGGGAAGGUGCCUGCCCCUAAUGAUAGGAAGAUGCACACAAUUAGCUCUCGCAGGGCAGCCUCAGCGUUGGCGAUUCACUCGGAUAGAACCGAGAGUGCUCUGUCAUCACGAGGUCCGUUUUCAAAAAAGCUGUCAGCUCAGUCCAGACUGGUCAAGCCAUUCGCGGCAGGGUCCUCGGGUACGACAACAGGAGAAGCAGCCUCGCGUACUACCAUCGGUUACAACAAGGGCAGAACUGCAUCCUCAAUGAUGCGCCCCCACCAUCAAGCCAGCAAGAGCCUUACCAGGCUACCAGCUCGUCAAGCUGCGGACAACGGUUGGGAUCUCACAAUCACGCCUGCUCGUGCGCGUCUAGGCGCUCGCGAACAGAGCCCGCUGAAGAGCACCGAACGUCCACAGUUCACUUCCAUUUUCUAUGACGACGAGGAUGAUGCGGAACCGGUGACUCUCAACGGCCCAUUGAUUGACUCUGAUGAUGAGACAUUUGAGCUGAAGCUUGAUGUCUGA